GGCGCCACCGCGCCUGCCCUGAGCUCCCCGUCCCGCCCGCGCCGCGCCGCGCCGCCAUGAGCCCGCAAUGAUGAUGGCCCGCAAGCAAGAUGGCCGCACGCCCACCUACAACGUCAGCGUGGUGGGGCUGUCCGGCACCGAGAAGGAGAAGGGCCAGUGCGGCGUCGGCAAAUCCUGCCUGUGCAACCGCUUCGUGCGGCCCGGCGCCGACGACUUCCACUUGGACCACACGUCCGUGCUCAGCACCAGUGACUUUGGGGGCAGGGUGGUCAACAAUGACCACUUCCUCUACUGGGGCGAGGUGGCGCGGCCGCUGGAGGAGUGCGUGGAGUGCCGCGUGCACGUGGUGGAGCAGACGGAGUUCAUCGACGACCAGACCUUCCAGCCGCACCGCAGCACCGCGCUGCAGCCCUACAUCAAGAGGGCGGCGGCCACCAAGCUGGCGUCGGCCGAGAAACUCAUGUACUUCUGCACCGACCAGCUGGGGCUGGAGCAGGACUUCGAGCAGAAGCAGAUGCCCGACGGCAAGCUGCCGGUGGACGGCUUCCUGCUCUGCGUGGACGUCAGCCGCGGCAUGAACCGCAACUUCGACGAGCAGCUCAAGUUCGUCUCCAACCUCUACAACCAGCUGGCCAAGACCAAGAAGCCGGUGGUGGUGGUGCUGACCAAGUGCGACGAGGGCGUGGAGCGCUACAUCCGCGACGCCCACGCCUUCGCGCUCGGCAAGAAGAACCUGCAGGUGGUGGAGACCUCGGCGCGCUCCAACGUCAACGUGGAGCUGGCCUUCAGCACCCUGGUGCAGCUGGUGGACAAGAGCCGCGGCAAGGCCAAGAUCAUCCCCUACUUCGAGGCGCUCAAGCAGCAGAGCCAGCAGAUCGCCGCCGCCAAGGACAAGUACGAGUGGCUCGUCAGCCGCAUCGUCAAGAGCCACCACGAGGCCUGGGCCGGCGUCAGCCGCAAGAUGCAGCCGGCGCCGGAGUACCAGGACUACGUCUACCUGGAGGGCACCUCCAAGGCCAAGAAGCUCUUCCUGCAGCACGUGCAGCGCCUCAAGCAGGAGCACAUCGAGCGGCGCCGCAAGCUCUACCUGGCCAAGCUGCCGCAGGCGCUGGACGCCCUGGUGCCCGACCUGGACGAGAUCGACCACUUGAGCCGCGCCAAAGCCGAGAAGCUGCUGGAGGCCAAGCCCGACUUCCUCAAGUGGUUCGUGGUGCUGGAGGAGACGCCGUGGGACGCCACCGGCCACGUGGACAACGUGGACAACGAGCGCAUCCCCUUCGACCUGCUGGAGACGCCGGCGGCCGAGCAGCUGUACGAGCAGCACCUGGAGAAGCUGCGCGACGAGCGCAAGCGCGCCGAGAUGCGCCGGGCGUUCCGCGAGAACCUGGAGAGCUCGCCCUUCGUCACGCCCGGCAAGCCCUGGGAGGAGGCGCGCAGCUUCAUCAUGAACGAGGAUUUCUACCUGUGGCUGGAGGAGCCGGUCUACAUGGAGAUCUACGGCAAGCACCAGAAGCAGCUGAUCGACCGGGCCAAGGAGGAUUUCCAGGAGCUGCUGCUGGAGUACUCGGAGCUCUUCUACGAGCUGGAGCUGGACGCCAAGCCCAGCAAGGAGAAGAUGGGCGUCAUCCAGGAGGUGCUGGGCGAGGAGCAGCGCUUCAAGGCGCUGCAGAAGCUGCAGGCCGAGCGCGACGCGCUCAUCCUCAAGCACAUCCACUUCGUCUACCACCCCACCAAGGAGACGUGCCCCAGCUGCGCCGGCUGCGUGGACGCCCGCGUGGAGCAGCUGCUGGGCUCGCGCUUCAUCCGGCAGCACCGCAACCCUCUGGCCGACCCCGGCGUGGACCGCAUCAACCUGGUGAUCCUGGGCAAGGACGGGCUGGCGCGCGAGCUGGCCAACGAGAUCCGCGCGCUCUGCACCAGCGACGACCGCUACGUCAUCGAGGGCAAGAUGUACGAGCUGGCGCUGCGGCCCAUCGAGGGCAACGUGCGGCUGCCGGUCAACGCCUUCCAGACGCCCACCUUCCAGCCGCACGGCUGCCUGUGCCUCUACAACUCCAAGGAGUCGCUGUCCUACGUGGUGGAGAGCAUCGAGAAGAGCCGCGAGAGCGCCGUGGGCCGGCGCGACAACCACGCGGCGCAGCUGCCGCUGACGCUGAUCCUGGUGAACAAGCGCGGCGGCGGCGGCGACGCCGGCGGCGAGACGCUGCAGAGCCUGAUCCAGCAGGGCCAGCAGAUCGCCAGCAAGCUGCAGUGCGUCUUCCUGGACCCCGCCUCGGCCGGCAUCGGCUACGGCCGCAACAUCAACGAGAAGCAGAUCGGCCAGGUGCUCAAGGGGCUGCUGGACGCCAAGCGCAACCUCAACCUGGUGGUCAGCGCCACCGCGGCGCUCAGGGACGGCGCCGCCGACGCCGCCGACCUGCGCGUGGCCAUGUGCCUGAUGUGCGGCGACCCGGCGGGCGCCGACGAGGUGCUGCUGCCCAUCCUGCAGGCGCAGCCGUGCCGGCCGGCGCCGGGCGGCGGCGCGGCGGUGCUGCUGGACGUGGCGGUGGGCGCGCAGCGGCGGCGCGUGGAGCUGGCGCUGCUGUCCUACCACGCCUCCUUCGGGCUGCGCAAGAGCCGCCUGGUGCACGGCUACAUCGUCUUCUACGCCGCCCGGCGCCGCGCCUCGCUGGCCGCGCUGCGCGCCUUCCUGGCCGACGUGCCGGACAUCGUGCCCGUGCAGCUGGUGGCGCUGGCCGACGGCUCGGCCGACCUGCUGGACAACGACGUGAGCCGCGAGCAGGUGGCCGAGGGCGAGGAGAUCGCGCAGGAGAUCGAGGGGCGCUUCGCCACCUUGGCCUGCGGGCAGCCCCAGCCCAAGCUGGACGCCUUCCAGCCCUUCUUCAAGGACGCCCUGGACAAGAAGAACAUGGUGGAGGCCGCGCACAUGUACGACAACGCCGCCGUGGAGGCCUGCGGCGCCGGCGAGGACGUCUUCAACUCGCCGCGCGCCGGCUCGCCGCUCGGCAACUCCAACCUGCCCGACUCCGAGGACGACCCCGAGCCGCCGCCCGGCUACAGCCCCUUCCGCGAGGAGCCGCCCGCCGCGCUGCCGGCGCUGCCCAAGGACCACUCCAAGCUCUCCAUGGAGCUGGAGGGCAACGACGGCUUGUCCUUCAUCUUCGAGAGCAAGCUCAACAACAAAGCGCCGCCGCCGCCCGUCAAGCCCAAGCCGCCCGUCCACUUCGACAUCAAGGGCGAGCUGGGCUACCUGGAGCAGAGCCACCGCGACGGGCAGCGGCGCUCCGUGUCCUCCUCCGCCUGGCUGCCGCCCGACUGCUUCGACCCCUCGGACUACGCCGAGCCCAUGGACGCCGUGGUGAAGCCGAGGAGCGAGGAGGAGAACAUCUACUCGGUGCCCCACGACAGCACCCAGGGCAAGAUCAUCACCGUGCGCAACAUCAACAAGGCGGCGUCCAACGGCAGCGGCAACGGCUCGGACAGCGAGAUGGACACCGGCUCCCUGGAGCGCGGCCGCCGGCUCCCGGCCGGCGCCAAACCGCGGCUCUACCGGGCGCGGUGCGCGCGGCUCGGCCGCUUCGCCGGCUACCGGCCCGGCCUGAGCCUGGGCAGCGACGACGAGCUGGGCUCGGGGAGGAAGAAGGACGAGGAGCCGGGCGGCCAAGGCGGGUACAAAGGGGACAACGCGGGGAUGGCGUACGAGGCGGCCGACGGCGAGGAUCCGCGCAGGAGGAACAUCCUCAGGAGCCUCCGCAGGACCACCAAGAAGCCCAAGGCCAAGGCCAGACCCUCCCUGUCCAAGGCUCCCUGGGAGAGCAGCUACUUCGGGGUUCCCCUGGCCAGCGUGGUGACCCCCGAGCGGCCCAUCCCCGUCUUCAUCGAGCGCUGCAUCCAGUACAUCGAGGCCACUGGGCUGAGCACGGAGGGGAUUUACAGAGUCAGUGGCAACAAAUCAGAAAUGGAAAGUCUGCAGCGCCAGUUCGACCAAGACCACGGGCUGGACCUGGCAGAGAAGGAUUUCACCGUCAACACCGUGGCCGGGGCCAUGAAAAGUUUUUUCUCGGAGCUGCCGGAGCCGCUGGUGCCGUACCCGAUGCAGCUGGAGCUGGUGGAGGCCCACAAGAUCAAUGACCGGGAGCAGAAGCUGCUGGCGCUCCGGGACGUGCUGAGGAAAUUCCCAGGCUCCCCAAAAGCGACCGGGGACGCUCCCGAGCCGGACCAGCCCCCCCCGCCCAGGCACAGGGACCCCCCGGCGGCGCAGGGACCCCCCCGUAUCCCCCCACCGGCGCAGGGCUCUCCCGGCCCCUCAGCACGCUCCCUGCCCCCGGUUCUCCCCUCAGCGCGGGGCGCAGGCCCAGCGGUGCCGCGGCCAGCUCCAGCCGCUGGGGCCGGGCCCGGGAAGGGCCGGGGGAGGCCCGGGGAGCGCGGGGGGGCCCGCAGGGCGCGGGGGGUCCCGUCCCGGGGGUGCCGGGGAGGAUCCGCGCGGGCCCGGGGCUGCCGGGGCUCCCGGGGGUCGCGGCCGCCCCUCACUCACCACCGCCGCCGCCGCCGCCGCCGCGCAACGUCAGCGCGCACGACGCGCACGCUGCGUCACUGCGUCACGGCGCCGCCGCCAAUGCGCCAAUGGGAGGGCGGAGCGGCGCCGGGGCCCCCUGGAGGCCACUCCCACCGAGAGCGGCGACCAAUGGGAGACCCCGAACGGGCGCGCGGGCGCGGUGGGGGCGGAGCCUCGGCUGCGCGGUGCCGGUCACGCCUCCUCCGGCAACCGUCACUCAGCGAGGCCACGCCCUUCCUGUGGCCACGCCCCCGCCUUGCGCUGGCCGCGCCGGGGGCGGGGCCUGGGGGCGGAGCCUGUUAG
Messenger RNA from Oenanthe melanoleuca, 4858 nucleotides. RefSeq names its product Rho GTPase activating protein 35 (gene ARHGAP35). Gene Ontology annotation, biological process: signal transduction. Gene Ontology annotation, molecular function: GTP binding; GTPase activity. The transcript is spliced from 6 exons. The record is from RefSeq and is a predicted model, not a curated record. The coding region runs from base 68 to 4858 and encodes 1596 amino acids. Lineage: Eukaryota; Metazoa; Chordata; Aves; Passeriformes; Muscicapidae.